UUCCUCUUGUCUUCCUGUACUGACUUUUUGUCGGAAGGUCUUACAUCACUAUACCACCAGUCAUGAUGUUUCCCGGACUGUCCUGAAAUAAGAGAGACUUCCUGACCUAAACGGCUGUCAGAAUGUCUUCAAUAGACCCCUAUCAGUACAUCAUAGUUGAGCAUCAGUAUUCUCAUAGAUUAAAAGUAACUGUGGCAAGAGCCGAAAAUGUGACUAAAGGAGCAUUUGGGGAUUUAUUGGACACCCCAGACCCUUAUGUGGAGCUGUCUAUUCCAACCACCCCAGAGUCAAGAAAACGGACACGCCACAUAGAUAAUGACAUUAACCCAAAGUGGAAUGAAACAUUUGAUUUCAUAUUGGACCCCAAUCAACCCAACAUUUUAGAGAUGACACUGAUGGAUGCUAAUUAUGUCAUGGAUGAAACUCUCGGCACAGCUACAUAUUCCCUUUCAAAACUCAAAGCGGGGCAGACAGAGCAAGUGAUACUCUCUAUUGGCAAGUCGACAAAAGUGUUUCUCGAUAUGUCCUUAGAAGUGUGUGCGUCCACAGACUUGCGCUUCAGCAUGGCUUUGUGUGAUCAGGAGAAGCUUUUCAUGCAGAGACGCAGGGACAGAGUUAUGCUCAGCAUCAAGAAACUUCUCAAAAUGGAAAACCCGCGCUUCCUCCCAGCCUCACCAAGAGAGGUUCCAACCAUCGCCAUAUUGGGCUCUGGAGGGGGUUUUCGUGCAAUGGUGGGCUUCUCUGGAGUGAUGAAGGCUCUGUAUGAGUCAGGAGUGCUUGACUGCGCAACAUACGUGGCAGGACUUUCUGGAUCAACAUGGUAUAUGUCUAUGCUGUACUCACAUCCUGAGUUUCCCGCUAAAGGACCAGCAGAUAUUAAUAAGGAGCUGAUGAACAGGGUCAACAAUAACCCACUGAAACUGCUUCUGCCCCAGAAUAUAAACCGCUAUGUCAAGGCACUGUGGAAGAAGAAGUCAGCCGGACAGCCUGUCACCUUCACUGACAUCUUCGGCAUGUUGAUAGGAGAGACUCUCAUUCCGGGGAGAAUGGACUCAAAACUUAGCUCCAUGCAGGAGAAGAUUAAUGAAGGUCAGAGCCCUCUACCACUCUUCACCUGUCUGCACGUCAAACCUGAUGUCUCUGAGCUCAUGUUUGCAGAUUGGGUCGAGUUCAGUCCGUAUGAAAUUGGCAUGGCCAAAUACGGUACCUUCAUGUCUCCAGGGCUCUUUGGGAGCAAGUUCUUCAUGGGAUGUGUUGUGAAGCAAUAUGAAGAAAACCCCUUACAUUUCCUCAUGGGUGUAUGGGGAAGUGCUUUUUCCAUACUCUUUAACCGGGUUCUGGGUGUGAAGGAGACAGCCAGCAGUUGCACAAUGGAGGAAGAAUUGGAGCAAAUUAAACCAGAGCACAUAGUGGGAGAUACAUCAACAGAUAAUGAGGAGGAAACUCAAAGAGGGGGCACAGAGUCUGCAGAGGUGGAAGACGAGCGACAGCGUCAUGCCCAGGCUAGCUGGGUUCAGCGCAUGUUAACCUCCAUAAUGGGCGACUCCACCCUGUUCACCACACGUGAAGGCCGUGCCGGCAAGGUGCACAACUUCAUGCUGGGCCUUAACCUGAACUCUUCCCUGCCCUUCUCUCCCUUCAAUGGCCUUAUGAAUCAGACCUCAGUGGAUGAGGAGGUUGAUGCUGUUACAGAUCCUGAUGAGUUUGAACGAAUCUACGAGCCACUAGAUGUGAAGAGUAAAAAAAUCCAUAUUGUGGACAGUGGCCUGACCUUUAACCUGCCCUACCCUCUGAUCCUGCGGCCUCAGAGAGGGGUGGAUCUUAUCAUCUCCUUUGACUUCUCAGCCAGGCCUAGUGACUCUAGCCCACCUUUCAAAGAGAUACUUCUGGCUGAAAAAUGGGCUCGAAUGAAUAAGCUGCCGUUCCCUAAGAUCGAUUCCAGAGUAUUUGACCGAGAGGGUCUGAAAGAGUGUUAUGUGUUCAAACCCAACAAAGGAGAAAAGAACUGCCCCACUGUCAUUCAUUUUGUCUUGGCCAACAUCAACUUUAGGGACUACAAAGCCCCAGGAGUUCCCAGACAGUCAGACAGUGAGAUGGAGUUCGCUGAUUUUGACAUUUUUGACGAUCCAGCAUCUCCCUACUCCACUUUCAACUUUAAAUACCCCAAUCAGGCCUUCAAGAGGCUUCAUGAUCUCAUGGAGUUCAACACACUUAACAACAUUGAGGUUAUAAAAGAAGCUAUGAAAGACUGCAUUCUGCAGAGACGAGAGAACCCCUCACGCUGUUCAGUUUCUCUUUCACUCAGUGAGAUCGAAAACAAGAAGUUCCUGAAACGAGAUACCAGCAAUGCAAAAAGACACACCUAACAGAGAGCUAUGCAAAAAGCUACACAAAAGCCUAGUGGUUUUGAGACUGUGUUGGUCCUCUGGUGCUGAAUAAGACAUUUGAUGAGAAUCAGCGAGCUGAUUUAUCAGACAAGACUGGAUUGACCUUAUUGCUGAGGUUUACCAUGUUUUAUAGUGUCAUUUUCUGUGAACUUUCACAAUAUUUCUUGAAUCACCAUUUUCAAUAUCUGUGGGCAAGGUCCCCACACCUUUAAUCUUAAAGUGCUCUUACUUUGUGAGACAGUCAACCUAUAAAUCUGGCAGUGCACUUCUCUUAGGCUAAUAAGGAGCCAAGUUCUGGCAGCUUUGUUUUCUGUGGGCAUUUUAGCUGCAAAUACUCUUCUGAGCUGUGAGAGUAAUUUAUGGUCUCAGUGGCAGCAUGAGCCUCAGGACAUGGUGUUCCUUAUGUGUUUCUGGUGAUGUGAUAAGAAAACAAUUUAUGUUCUCCAUUCAGUUCUACUGUGAUGCACCUAUGACCAGUAGAUGGUUUGUGGUAAGCCUUGCCUUUAGGACAGGAUUCAUCUCAUGUUUUAGUGAAACAUUCAUGUAACAGCUCAAGGAUCAGCAAGGAGGAGGAGGGAACCAGCUGAACAGUAAACAAAAUAUUAAUGUCAUACUUAACUUAAAAACAAACAAACACAGACACACAUGCAAUGCAGCCGCGUGCAUCUCUCUCUCUCUCGAACUGGUGCCUCCGGCUCCCCUUUAUCUCGCUCUCCCACUGAUCAGCUGAUUCAGCGCCGGCCGUGCACCAUCACGGCCUGGCCACGCCCUCUUCCUCAUCACACUCCUCCCCCGCCCGAUUCAGGCUGGGGAGCCACCGGUCUGACUAACUCGCCCCAUCUCUGGAGGGUAGACGCUGCCCUUCCGGCUGUUCUGUCAGCCGGUGGUCCACCCCGCCUCCUGUGAACCUGGAGGAGAGAUGAGGGGAGGCAUGGGGAAAGGGAAAGGGUGAGUGGAGACACACAAAGAGAGGAGAGAGAAGAACUUGCUCGUUGGCUCCCAGAUGCACUGUCGCCCGGUCCUCAACCGCUCCUCCGCCUGCCAGCUCGCUCCUCCCCUGGUGGAUGGCAGCGAGUCCUCCGGCCCCUGGUGGACGGAACCGCUCCUCCCCAUCUUCGGCGGACGGCAACGGUCCCUCAGGUUCUCGGCGGCCGGCAGCGACCCCUCCGUCCUCUGGCGGAUGGCCACGGCUCUUCCGCUUCCCGGCGGAUGGCAGUGGCGAGGACUCCACGACAGCACCUCUCUCCUGGGUUUUGGCACCCUGUAACAGUUCAAGGAUGGGAAAGAGGAGGUGGGAGCCGGCUGAACAGUAAAGUUUUAAAGUCAAACUUAAUUAAAACAAACAUAAACAGACACACAUGCAACGCCGCAUGCGUCUCUCUCUAACUGGCGCCUCCAGCUUCUCUUUAUCUCGCUCUCCUGCUGAUUCAGCGCCAGCCGUGCACCAUCACGGCCUGGCCACGCCCUCCUCCUCAUCACACUUCAUUACUUUUGUUGGGAACUAAAUUUGUCUGCUUUUAUUUAUUUUGCUUGCAAAUGUCUUCUCUCCUGCCCAAGGGGUGGUAAAAGAAGGUGAAAUGCCUUCUUACACCUCCCACGCCAAACUCCACCUCUUUGAGAGGUGUCAGAAAUGAUGACAUGACGGCACAUGAAUGAAUGACCUGAUGAUACUUUUGAUAGAUGUGUUAGUUCCUGUUUAUAGAUAUGUUACAUUUGUAGCAGGCUCUAAAUAAUAUAAAUCUUACUGUACCUCUCCAUGUAAUCAUUCCUCUGGUUUACUUAAUGAUGAAAGUGUACAACAGCAUUUAACAGUGCAUGAAAUAGUUUUAAAUACCUAAUGUUAUGUUUAUUUAUUUGUAUGCUUAUUAUGUAGUUACUGUGUUUUAAUAUUCAGUUUAAGAUAUUGUUUAACAUACUCAUCAUUAAACCAGCACUAAUUGCCACCUGGAAGGAAAAGACUUAAAUCAAAUUUGACAUAGUUUUUCAUUUAAAGAUAUCAUAUUUUGGAAAGACUAGCUUCAAAUUUGAAAUAAAAAGAAAUGGGAAUAUAGGGAUGAAAGCUAGAAAGCAAACUAGGUAAAGUGAUUCAUAAAACUGAACUGAGGUCAAUGGCAGUUAUAUACUGGAAAGACAGGUAGAGUGGUAAAAUUAGAUCUAAGUCUAUUUAGAGUGCACUUUAUGCCUGAAAUAAAUGUAAACCAUUACACUA
Molecule: messenger RNA, 4596 nt
Organism: Myxocyprinus asiaticus (Chinese sucker)
Lineage: Eukaryota; Metazoa; Chordata; Actinopteri; Cypriniformes; Catostomidae
Product: cytosolic phospholipase A2
Exons: 18
Coding region: 123-2366 (747 amino acids)
Biological process (GO): glycerophospholipid catabolic process
Cellular component (GO): cytosol; Golgi apparatus; nucleus
Molecular function (GO): calcium ion binding; calcium-dependent phospholipid binding
Source: RefSeq, a predicted model, not a curated record